AUGGAAUCUCGUUUCAUCUCUUAUUUCGGCUCUGCUGUAAGUGCCACUGUACUUGCAACUACCCUCUUCGCUUGCUGGAAUAUUUCGGAAGAACUCAACAGUUUGCAGGUCAUGUCCGACAAAAACAUGCAAGAUUUCAAGGUUUCAUUUCAAUAGUGACCUUUCUUGUCAAUCGAAUCGUUGUUUAGAUGAUCACCGAUCGCGCCUGGGACAGAAUGAUGUUCAAACAACUAUCGACGCCACCUUCCCCCAAUAUGAUUUUCGGAAGACAUAGGAGAUCAGGAGACAAGUGUAACUGCUCGCAAGAACCUUCCGAUUGUCCAGCAGGACCGGCUGGUCCGCAAGGAGAGAAAGGAAACGAUGGAGUUGAUGGAGCCGAUGGAAUUCCUGGAAUUCCAGGAGAAUACGGAGGCAUCGGAUUGGAACAGCCGUCCGAUGGAACUUGCAUCAAGUGCCCACCUGGACCAAAAGGACCACCAGGGUCUCCAGGAGAAGAAGGACCAGCUGGAGAGGCUGGAGAGGACGGUGAACCAGGAGUUCCUGGAAAUGACGGAGUUGAUGGAACUCCUGGAAAAGCCGGAGCACAAGGAAAGAAGGGACCACAAGGACCUUCAGGUACACCUGGAAGACCAGGUCAGCCGGGAAGAAAGGCAAUCGGAGAGCCAGGACCAAAGGGACCACCAGGACCACCAGGAACUGACGGAAGACGCGGAGAGGAUGGAUCUGAUGGAGACGACGGAGAAGAUGGACAGCCAGGAAAUGAAGGAGAGUCUGGAAAGGAUGGAACGCCGGGAGAGCCAGGACCUCAAGGAGAGCAGGGAACAGAGGGACAACCAGGAACAGAUGGGGCAUAUUGUCCGUGCCCGGCCAGAAGUAUCUCCAAGGUCGCUAUUCAUUGAAUUUUGUUUUUGUGACGUUUUUUAUCAAAUGAAUUGCGAAGAAGUAUUUGAAUUCUUUGUGAUUGUAAAGCAAGGUCAUCAGGUGAAGAGACCAUCGGAACGAAGACUGACUUAUGAUUACGAACUUCAAACAAUACCGUCAGGAACAUUACUGCUUCGGAAAUGACGAUGGAACUGUCUGUGUCCCUUGACCUGCCACGGUCUUUUGCAAGUCGAUUGGUGAACACAAACCGUCUUUGAUCAUCUGCUGCUACUGCUGUAAUCUUCCGCGCAGUAGCAGCAGCGGGUGAUUCUUCUUUUUUCGGCCACUUCGAGAGCGGUAUAAAAGGACGGCAGAUGACGCUGAAUGGCAUCUUGGCUUCAUCUAGCGAUGACCGGAACAACCUGCCUUGCUGUGGUCGCCGGCCUUUCGGGACUCGUCGUCUUCGGAGCUCUUCUCUCCGUCGCUCACAUCUACAACGACAUCAACUCGUUCGUUGACAGUGCCCAUAAGGAGCUCGGAGACUUCAAGGUGAACUUUUUUAUGUGGUUUGUAAACGUUCGAUACUUCAGGGAUUCGCGAAUGAUGCCUGGAACUCAAUGAUCAACCAUGAUGAUUCUGCCCGUGUUGCCCGCAGUGUCUUCGGACGUCGCCAGAAGAAGCAAUCUCAGUGCAACUGCGGACCACAAGCCUCCAACUGCCCAGCUGGACCACCAGGACCACCAGGAGCUCCAGGAGACAGAGGACUUGAUGGAAAGCCAGGACAGGCCGGAAAUCCGGGACAGCCAGGAGUUGCUGGACCACACAGCAAGGAACAGCAGGAGUGCAUCACUUGCCCAGCAGGAGCGCCAGGACCAGCCGGAGCCCCAGGAGCCCCAGGACCACAGGGACCAAACGGACAAGCAGGAGCCCCAGGACAAGGAGGAAGCCAGGGACCACCAGGACCACCAGGACCAGCUGGAGACGCCGGAGCCCCAGGACAGCCAGGAGCCCCAGGAAACCCAGGACAGGCCGGACGUGGAGGACAGCGCGGACGUGGACUCCCAGGACCAGCUGGAGCUCCGGGACCACAGGGACCACCAGGAGCCGCCGGACAUCCAGGACAGUCUGGAGGACAAGGACAACAGGGACCAGCUGGACAGCCAGGACCAGCCGGACAACCAGGACAGCCAGGACAAGACGGAGAGGCAGGAGCUCCAGGAAACGACGGAGCACCAGGAUCCGAUGCCGCUUACUGCCCAUGCCCAUCUCGUGGUGGCUCGUCUGCAGUCGAAAGCGUACCUGCCGAGCAAGGAUACCGUCACCGUGCUGUUGCUGCCCGCCACCGCAACGUUGUUCGUCGCCGUGUUGCCAAGAAGCGCGUUAUCAAAAAGAAACGUGUUGUCGCCCGUCAGGCUUAA
This is a messenger RNA of Caenorhabditis sp. 36 PRJEB53466, 2279 nucleotides long. Lineage: Eukaryota; Metazoa; Nematoda; Chromadorea; Rhabditida; Rhabditidae. The record is from the annotation of a GenBank genome assembly.